Molecule: messenger RNA, 4089 nt
Organism: Oryza sativa Japonica Group (Japanese rice)
Lineage: Eukaryota; Viridiplantae; Streptophyta; Magnoliopsida; Poales; Poaceae
Product: RNA polymerase II C-terminal domain phosphatase-like 1
Molecular function (GO): RNA polymerase II CTD heptapeptide repeat phosphatase activity
Source: RefSeq, a predicted model, not a curated record
CUCUUCCUCCCCACUCCCCCACCCCUCCCCCACCACACCAGACCAGAGCUGUAUCAAACGCCCACCCCUAGGGUUUUUACCCCUACGGCCUCCCUCCCCCACUCUCCCCUCCUACCCGAGCUCCCCGCCGCCGUCAUUGCCGCAUCCCGGGGCGCCGAGCCCCCCUCCGGCCCGGAAUCGGCGAGGAAUUUGAACGCCAUGUGAAGCAAACCAGGCACCGUAAAGAGCACACGCGCAUCCCCGCGCGGACGCUUGACAGGAACAGAUCCCACCGGUUUUACGGAUCUCCGGGAGUCAGGACCGGUGGCGCGGAAUAGAUUUUUUUUUUGGACCUAAGGAUUUGGAAGCCUCUGGAACCCCAACCGGAUUCGAUCCGAGGACAUGGUGAUGAUGAUGAUCAAAUCCGUGGUUUAUUACGGGAGCACCUCCAUUGGGCAUGUGGAGGUGUGGCCCAAGGGCGGGACGGACCUGGCGGUGGCGGCGUGGGCGCGGGAGAUCCGGGUGGACCACCUGUCGCCGCCCAGCGAGCGGUGCCCGCCGCUCGCCGUGCUGCACGCCGUUGCCGCGGGCGGUCGCUGCCUCGUGAUGGAGUCCAGGCCCACGGCCACCGCGGAUGAGCCCCCGCCGCCGCUCGUCGCCAUGCACGCCGCUUGCCUCAGGGACGGAAAGACUGCUGUUUUUCCUCUAGGAGCAGAAGAGAUCCAUUUAGUGGCAAUGACUUCCAAGAGAAACUUGCCGAAUCUUGCUUGUUUUUGGGGCUAUAAGGUGCCAUCGGGCUUGUAUAAUUCUUGCUUGAGCAUGUUGAAUCUUCGUUGCCUUGGUAUUGUGUUUGACCUUGAUGAAACAUUGCUUGUCGCCAAUACCACACGGUCCUUUGAAGACAGAAUUGAUGCACUUCAGAGAAAGUUGAGUAACGAGAUUGAUCCUCAACAUAUUAGUGGUAUGUCGGCAGAGAUCAAGAGGUACCAAGAAGACAAGUCUAUCCUAAAGCAGUAUAUAGAAAAUGAUCAGGUUAUUGAUGGUGGCAAGGUUUAUAAAGUACAGACUGAGGUUAUCCCACCUUUACCUGAUAAUCAUCAGCCUAUGACACGUCCAAUCAUAAGAUUACAAGAGAAAAAUAUUAUCCUGACGCGUAUAAAUCCAUUGAUAAGAGAUACCAGUGUUCUGGUACGGUUGAGGCCUGCAUGGGAGGAUCUUCGGAGCUACUUAAUUGCAAGAGGUCGCAAACGUUUUGAGGUAUAUGUGUGCACAAUGGCUGAGAGGGACUAUGCUUUGGAAAUGUGGAGGUUGCUCGAUCCAGAUUCAAGAUUGAUAAACUCUGUUCAACUUACUGACAGACUUGUCUGUGUUAAAUCUGGCUCUCGAAAGUCUCUGCUGAAUGUAUUCCAUGAUGGGUCUUGCCACCCAGAAAUGGCCCUAGUGAUUGAUGAUCGCUUGAAAGUUUGGGAUGAGAAAGACCAGUGUAGGGUUCACGUUGUUCCUGCCUUUUCUCCAUAUUACUCUCCCCAGGCAGAGGCAAACUUCUCUGUUCCAGUUCUCUGCUUUGCUAGAAAUGUUGCAUGCAAUGUCAGGGGUGGUUUUUUCAAAGAAUUUGAUGAGGUCCUUCUGCCACGGAUAAGCGAGAUUCACUACGAGGACGAAAUAAAUGAUUUUCCGUCCGCUCCUGAUGUUGGCAAUUAUUUGAUUACCGAGGACGAGAAUGCUGCCAUUUUGAAUGUAAACAAAGAUCCUCUUGCUUUUGAUGGUAUGGCAGAUGCAGAAGUUGAGAGGAGAUUGAAGGAAGUGUCUUGCAGUGUUCAAGCUGUGAAUCCAAUACCAACUAAUGCUGAUGUGAUGCCUGUGGCCCCUAACCAGCAACUUAUUACAUCAUCUGUUCCAGAAGCACCAUCAUUGGGCAUGAUUCCUUUGAAUAAUGAUCAAGGUCCUCAGCCUCCUUCAAGCUGGCCGGUUGCUCAAUCUGCUCCUGUGGAUCCAUCGCAAAGUUCUCCAGCUAGAGAAGAGGGUGAGGUUCCUGAAUCUGAGUUGGAUCCGGACACAAGGAGAAGGCUUCUCAUAUUACAGCAUGGUCAAGACACGAGAGAUCCUGCACCACCCUGUCCUGCAGGAUCACCCGUACAGACCUCAGUAUUGCCAGUGCAAUCUCAUGGGAAUUGGUCACAUGUAGAGGAUGAGAUGAAUCCAAGAAGCCUAAAUAGGACCUCAACAGGGUUCCAUUUAGAAUCUGAUGAUAUAAAUUAUGAUAAAAAGCAACCACAUAAUCCACCGUAUUUUCCUGAUGAGGAUAAUCUUAUAACUUCUGAUAGAUAUAACCGUCGGAUCCAUAGAUACCCCUCACAGCUGCCUCACAGUGAGGAUCAUCAUAUGCUGAAUCGUUCAUCUAUAGCCUACAGAUCUUUUCCUGGAGAGGACAUGGGAAACCGAUUUGGUCCUUCGAAUCAUAGAAGCAGUAAAAUAGAACCAGGACACCAGUUUGUACAAAACGCAGAGACCUCAGCUGGUGUGUUGGAGGAAAUUGCAGUGGAAUGUGGGUUUAAGGUGGAGUACCAAUCAACUUUGUGUAGUACUGCAGAGUUGCAAUUCUCCAUUGAGGUUAGGAUUUUAGGAGAAAAGGUAGGUGAAGGAAUUGGAAAAACAAGAAAAGCAGCAAAACGCCAAGCUGUUAAUAUGUCCUUAAGAAAUCUGGCAGAAAAAUUUCUAACGUCUGAUCCGGAUAAGAUGAUGAUUCUGAAGGAGAAUGGUUUUAGUAGUAAUUCAAACUCAUUCAGAUAUUCGGGAGGUAGUAGAGAUGACACAUCACCAGUUGCAAGCACUUCAAACGAGUCUAGAUACAUGGGCGAGAGAGUUGAUACUUUAAGAAAACCUGCUGGUUCUGUUGCUGCUCUCAAAGAGCUUUGUACGGUUGAGGGUUACAACUUAGUUUUCCAAGAGCAGCCAUCACGUCCUCGUGGUUCAUCAGGUAAAGAAGCUUAUGCUCAGGUCGAAAUAGGUGGUCAAAUCCUGGGAAAAGGAGUUGGAGCAACAUGGGAACAAGCUAAGCUGCAGGCUGCUGAUGAGGCUCUAGGAAAUUUGAAAUCCAUGCUUGGUAUCUUUGCACAUAAAUCAUCUGGAUUUCAAAGGUCAUCGGUAUCAAAUUUUAAUCGCUUCAAACCAGAUUUCCAGCGGAGUCUACAAACCAUACCUUCUGGUUGGGACUCUAGGAACAAUGGUCGUGUUCUUUGAUGUUCGUCUUCUGGACAUCUGAACUUGAUGGGAUCAAUAGCAUGGAACCUGUUGGCCCAGAAGAACUUCAAGGACUGCAAGUAUGGACGAGAUGGUCAUGGAAGGAGAAAUCGCUGUGCACAUGAUGCCUGCAUGUUUCGUUCUGUCGUUCUCGAUUUGGUGAUAGAAUUGUGUUGCUGUCAUUUCCAAUCUAGUAACUCGGUAACUCCCAACAGGUGCUCUGUUUGAAGAUGUUGUAACCUGGCCUCCGAGUGAGCUCACGCCACACGGUGCUCGGCUGUGAUUUGCCCUGACUCUGUUACCCGUGAUACCCCAGUGGAGUGUGGAUAUUAGAAGCAUGACAGUUGGUAAAAUGGCUUCCUUGCGUGCAGUAGAUUAGCCAAUUGUAUUGCUCGAAUUAAUUUGUUUCUUCAGAUCUUAGAUUUAGGGUGGUAGCUUGAUUGGACAGUUUUGCUACGUAGUGGUAGCUUCAAUUCCAUGGGGGUAAUUCCCAUGGCUUUGAUUCCAGUUUUACACUGCUUCCUGCUGCUCUUCAUGGCCAUGUUUGGUUCAUACAGCAACCGGGUUCGGCUGGUGUUGGUCCAAGGCUUAAGGAGGUUGGCUAUGUAUACAGAUUGGUGCCAUACUCCUGCAUUGGGUGAUGCAUGAUGCUGAAUUGCUGAUUGAUGCUACAGAGUAUAUACCUGCAUUGGUUGAAGAUCUUUAUGAGAAGCUCGAAUCUUGGUGGCUACGUGCACAAUGUUGUCCCUCUUUCUGUUUAUCUGUAUGCUUGAGAUAAGCAGACUUUGGCCUUCUAUUUCCGUGAGGAGAUAGAGGCCGGAGGGUGUAUUUCUUAUCACCUCAAUCAAAAAAGAUAAUUAGAAAAAGAAA